CUAGGGAUCGCGUGCGGCCCAAGGUUCCUGCGCCUCUGGUCUCGCCGUCUUCGUGCGCGGUCAAAUCCACUCCUUCCAUUAUAUAAAUCCGAGCACGGAAGAAAAACUCUGGAAUAAAACACUCUCUCCUUUUCGUUUCUCCUAUCGUUCUUCCGCUCUCUUAGCCCUUCAUCCACCUCUCUCUGAAAAGAAUCAGAGGCGGCCAUGGUGGUCUCGGAGGAGAAGGGCGGCGAGGUUCAGCUCUUGGACAUGUUCCUGUCCAUCGGAUUGGACCGCCGCACGGCGGAGAACGCCCUCGUAAAUCCUAAGGUCACCGCAAACCUUACGGCGGUCAUCAAAGAGGCUAAAGUUGUAGAUGGAUGCAGCAAGACCGUUGGGAAUCUCUUAUAUAUGGUCGCAACGAAAUACCCAGCCCAUGCACUCAUCCACCGGCCAGUUUUACUUGAAUACAUUAUCUCAUUGAAGAUAAAGAACCCUGCCCAGCUAGAUGCGGCGCUAACAUUUCUCUCGAAUGUGGGUCCUGAAGCUUUUCAAUCGAAAGAUUUUGAAGAAUCCUGUGGUGUAGGUGUGGAGGUCUCCAUUGAAGAAAUUCAGUCAGCAGUUACUGCAAUGCUGGAAGAAAAUAUGGAUGCCAUACUGGAGUUGCGCUAUCAUAUAAAUGUUGGGAACCUUUGUGGACAAGUUAGAAAGCGGCAUCCAUGGACUGAUGCUAAACUUGUGAAGGAAAUGAUUGAUGAAAAGCUUCGUGGGAUACUUGGUGAGAGGACAGCAGCUGAUGAUAAAAAGCCUUUGAAAAAGAAGAAGGAAAAACCUGUGAAAAUUGAGGAUCAACCCAAUGCAGUAGUAACAUCUAUCCCACCCUCUGAAGAAGAAGCGAACCCUUUCAAUAUAUUUCCACAACCAGAGGAAAACUCCAGGGUUCAUACAGAGAUAUUCUUUAGCAAUGGGGCUAUAUGGAGAGCUCACAACACAAAGGAGUUGCUAGAGAGGCAUCUUAAAGCAACCGGAGGAAAAGUUCUCACCCGAUUCCCUCCUGAACCUAAUGGAUACCUCCAUAUUGGUCAUGCCAAGGCAAUGUUUAUUGAUUUUGGUCUGGCAAAAGAGAGAAAUGGAUCAUGUUAUCUCAGAUUUGAUGAUACCAACCCUGAAGCCGAGAAAAUUGAAUACAUUGAUCAUAUCCAGGAAAUUGUGAAGUGGAUGGGUUGGCAGCCAUUCAAGGUUACAUAUACCAGUGACUACUUUCAAGACUUAUAUGAUCUUGCUGUCGAGCUGAUUCACAGAGGUUUAGCUUAUGUUGAUCACCAGAGCCCUGAAGAAAUCAAGGAGUAUCGUGAGAAAAAAAUGAACAGUCCAUGGAGGGAUAGGCCAAUCACAGAAUCAUUGAAGUUGUUUGAUGAUAUGAAGCAGGGGUUGAUUGAAGAGGGCAAGGCAACACUUAGGAUGAAGCAAGAUAUGCAGAGUGAGAAUAAAAAUAUGUAUGAUUUGAUUGCUUAUCGUAUUAAGUUCACUCCCCAUCCACGUGCGGGUGACAAGUGGUGUAUAUAUCCAAGUUAUGAUUAUGCUCACUGCAUUGUGGAUUCUCUUGAAAACAUCACACAUUCACUAUGCACACUUGAAUUUGAGAUUCGUCGUCCUUCAUACUACUGGUUAUUGGUAGCUUUGGGCCUUUAUCAACCAUAUGUUUGGGAAUACUCACGGUUAAAUAUAUCAAACACAGUGAUGUCUAAGCGCAAGUUGAACCAUUUAGUUACUGGAAAGUGGGUGGAUGGAUGGGAUGAUCCCCGUCUAAUGACACUAGCUGGGUUGAGACGGCGAGGAGUGUCUGCAACUUCAAUUAAUGCUUUUAUUCGAGGAAUUGGAAUUACAAGAAGUGAUAAUAGUAUGAUACGCGUUGAUCGUCUUGAGUAUCACAUAAGAGAAGAGCUCAACAAAACCGCACCUCGAACUAUGGUUGUGUUGCAUCCUCUUAAGGUUGUCAUCACAAAUCUUGACAGUGGAGUUAUAAUAGAUCUUGAUGCAAAGAUGUGGCCUGAUGCUCCUUCGGAUGAUGUUUCUUCUUUCUACAAGGUUCCUUUCACGAAUGUUGUAUACAUUGAACAUUCCGAUUUUCGUCUCAAAGAUUCAAAGGAUUAUUAUGGGCUUGCCCCUGGUAAAUCUGUCCUCCUCAGGUAUGCCUUCCCUAUAAAAUGCACCGAAGUUGUAUAUGGGAAUGAUUCAGAUACUAUAGUCGAGAUCCGAGCUGAGUAUGAUCCUUCAAAGAAAACAAAACCGAAGGGUGUUAUUCAUUGGGUUGCUCAACCAUCUCCUGGGUUUGAUCCGCUCAAGGUUGAAGUAAGAUUAUUUGAUAAUUUAUUUCUUUCUGAGAAUCCUGCUGAACUGGAAGACUGGCUAUCUGAUUUGAAUCCCUGUUCUAAGGAGGUGAUACCGGAAGCAUAUGCAGUACCUUCACUUGCCAGUGCUGUACUGGGUGACAAGUUUCAAUUUGAAAGGCUUGGCUACUUUGCUGUGGAUCCGGAUACAACCCCAGGAAAGCUGGUUUUGAACAGAACUGUUACCCUUCGCGAUUCCUAUCCCAAAGGUGGAAACAAAUAGGUCCAUGUGCCACUGGAGCCGUUCUUUUUUAACUACAUUUGUAACAUGAAAUGAAAAAGGCUCUGCUGAAAGCAUCAUAAUAUUCGUCAAAAAUAUAGAUGAAGGUGUAGGAAUUUUGUCCUUUUUUUUUUUCCCUGUUUAACCUUUUCAACAUGAUGCCAAUAUUUGUAUUUUUGCCACUUGUACUCAUUUUGGUGAAAUCAUUAACGAUCCCCAUUGGUGGCCCGUGGGAGACAGGACCUCCCCACCCUGUGUGUGUGUGGGACGAGCCGGAUGAUCUACACUGCUUUUGAGUAAAUAUAUCCGGAAAUGUUGGCAACAGCAUUAUGCGGUGCGUGAACUCAGCAGUGCAAGGCCCCUGUUGCCAUGCUCCGCCACAAAUUGGCUGCUGGCCGGUUCCCCUGUUGUACUGAUUACUGUGAAUGGGUUGCUAGGGAAUUGGAAGUUGGAUUUAUUCCAUA
Molecule: messenger RNA, 3053 nt
Organism: Elaeis guineensis (African oil palm)
Lineage: Eukaryota; Viridiplantae; Streptophyta; Magnoliopsida; Arecales; Arecaceae
Product: glutamine--tRNA ligase
Biological process (GO): translation; glutaminyl-tRNA aminoacylation
Cellular component (GO): cytosol; cytoplasm
Molecular function (GO): ATP binding; glutamine-tRNA ligase activity
Source: RefSeq, a predicted model, not a curated record